CGUCAACGAAACGCACGCGCCGUCCAAAGUACCCUCCUCGUCGUCGUCCUCGUCGCGCUCGCGCUCCCUCAAGACUUUUUGCUCCGGAUCCCCUCCUUUACAAUUAUAUUCAAAAAUGCCCGGUGUUCGUGACAUCAGCGCAGAGGCGUUCAUCACCGCCUACGCUUCCCACUUGAAGCGUUCCGGCAAGCUCGAGGUGCCCACCUGGGUGGACAUCGUCAAGACCGGUGCUUACAAGGAGCUCGCACCAUAUGAUCCCGACUGGUACUACGUUCGCGCAGCUGCCGUCGCACGACACAUCUACCUCCGCAAAGACGUCGGUAUCGGCGCUCUCAUCAAACUCCACGGUGGCCGUAACCGCCGCGGAAACCGCCCCUCACACCACGGCAAUGCCUCCGCCUCUGUUCAACGCAAAGUUUGCCAAUCCCUAGAGAAGAUCGGUGUUCUCGAGCAGACUGCCAACGGUGGCCGGAGAAUCUCGCAGGACGGUCAGAGGGAUUUGGACCGUAUCGCCACGGCUGUUGUUGAGGCUGCCAGGGAUGCGGAGGAAGAGGAGGAGGAAGAGGAGGAGGAGGCUGAGGAGGAGGAGUAAACUUUCUCGCUCCAACUGGCUUUGACUCUGAUGUGUUGCUCUGGGAUGGGAUGGGCGGUGGGUGCGCGUCCGGGUGCGACGAUAGGUGGCGUAUGGUCUCUGCAUGCUCUCCGUCUUAUAUUUUCACUUGUAUGACUGCAUGCAACUCAAAACAUGGCAUUUCUUUCCUCGUCGGGCUUCCUGGUGCAGAAU
Molecule: messenger RNA, 784 nt
Organism: Stereum hirsutum FP-91666 SS1
Lineage: Eukaryota; Fungi; Basidiomycota; Agaricomycetes; Russulales; Stereaceae
Product: ribosomal protein S19
Exons: 3
Coding region: 116-592 (158 amino acids)
Biological process (GO): translation; ribosomal small subunit assembly
Cellular component (GO): ribosome; cytosolic small ribosomal subunit
Molecular function (GO): RNA binding; structural constituent of ribosome
Source: RefSeq, a predicted model, not a curated record